UAUCACUUUAAUCCUUUUAAAUAAACAAACGUUCGAGAAGACUAUAUAAAGCACAAUUGAUCAAAACUUUGUCAUUUUGUCCAUCAUGAAAGCCGUUAUUACUUUAGCACUCUUGUUCCACAUCACCGUUGUGACACCAAGAGCAACAAUUGGUGAUGACAUAACUCAAGCGUGCAAAGACCAGGAUCCCACUCAAAUCACAUUUGUGCCUGUACCGGGUGAUUGUAGCAAAUAUAUAGAGUGUUACAAUGAAGUUGGGACGCUGUUUCAAUGCCCGGACGGACUUUGGUGGCACCCAGCCAUAGACGAGUGUGACUAUCCGGGCAGUUACUGUCAGCCAAACACAACAACAACAACAACAACACCAUCGACAACAACAACACCUACAACAACCACAGCACCUACAACAACAACAACACCAUCAACAACAACAACACCUACAACAACAACAACACCAUCAACAACAACAACACCUACAACAACCACAACACCUACAACAACAACAACAACACCUACAACAACCACAACACCAUCAACAACAACGACCCCUGCACCGAGUCCUGACCCCAAACCUGACCCCCGGUGCAUUGACGACAGCACCGAACUGUGGCCACAUCCUGCAGAUUGUGCCAAAUACAUUGAAUGCUUCCAUGGUAAUUCCUACGAAAUGACUUGCCCCCCAGGUCUCUACUUUUCAUCAAGUUCUAAGACUUGUGUCACCGCUGACGAAUCCGAAUGUUGUAAAACCAGCUCUCAAUGUUAGCGAAUUUAAUAAAAUCAACGGCAAUAUGAAA
Molecule: messenger RNA, 794 nt
Organism: Tribolium castaneum (red flour beetle)
Lineage: Eukaryota; Metazoa; Arthropoda; Insecta; Coleoptera; Tenebrionidae
Gene: Pmp1-a
Product: peritrophic matrix protein 1-A
Exons: 4
Coding region: 86-763 (225 amino acids)
Cellular component (GO): extracellular region
Molecular function (GO): chitin binding
Source: RefSeq, a predicted model, not a curated record